UCCAGGUGCCCCACUUAUUUCCGCAAACGUGAACAGGCGCUGUCUUCUGAGCCUGAAGAACUUGGGGAUGGGGCCCUGAGACAGUGCGACUUACUCAACCCUAACUAUGCAAAGACUCGUGUUCUCUGGCCCCUCCACAGCCUUUCCCAGGGCCACUCGCGGUGCUGCCAGCCCAGUCUCUCGUGCGGUCCCAACCCUGCCAUUGCUGGACGAGGAAAGGAAGGCACAGGGAACCGUCACAAACGCGGCCCCCUGAGGCCGCGCGUGCGCAGCCAGGCACUGAGCGCUCGCAGAAGUCCGUUUCCUGACUUUUGGAGGAAGUGGCGUUGCGUCACUUCCGGCCUCCCUCUAGCUGCCAUCUUGCGUCCCCGCGUGUGUGCGCCUAACCUCAGCUGGUCUGCCCGAGACCACCUGAGCGCCAACCCUAGUCCCCCGCGCGGCCCCAUUUCCGCUCCAACAAGGUACAAAAAGGCUCUGGACGCCGGCGUGGGAGGCGGACGGGAACGGGGGCGGGAAGUUCCCGGAAGGAGCGAGACAGGGAGGGACAGGGCUGAGGAGAGGAAGGCGAUGCGACGGACAGGCGCACCCACUCAGGCUGACUCUCGGGGUCGAGGUCGGGCCAGGGGCGGCUGCCCUGGGGGCGAGGCGGCGGCAUCUCUUCCUCCACCUCCCGGCGGAACCCGAGGACAGGAGCCUCAGAUGAAAGAAACUAUCAUGAACCAGGAGAAACUCGCCAAACUGCAGGCACAAGUGCGCAUUGGUGGGAAAGGAACUGCUCGCAGAAAGAAGAAGGUGGUUCAUAGAACAGCCACAGCAGAUGACAAAAAACUUCAGUUCUCUUUAAAGAAGUUAGGGGUAAACAAUAUCUCUGGUAUUGAAGAGGUGAAUAUGUUCACAAAUCAAGGAACAGUGAUCCACUUUAACAACCCUAAAGUUCAGGCAUCUCUGGCAGCAAACACUUUCACCAUUACGGGCCAUGCUGAGACAAAGCAACUGACAGAAAUGCUCCCCAGCAUCUUAAACCAGCUUGGUGCCGACAGUCUCACCAGUUUAAGGAGACUGGCUGAAGCUCUGCCCAAACAAUCUGUGGAUGGAAAAGCACCACUUGCCACUGGAGAGGAGGAUGAUGAUGAAGUUCCAGAUCUUGUGGAGAAUUUUGAUGAGGCUUCCAAGAAUGAAGCAAACUGAAUUGAGUUAACUUCUGAAGAAGAUAAAUCUUGAAGAAGUUACUGGGAGCUGCUAUUUUAUAUUAUGACUGCUUUUUAAAAUUUUGUUUAUGGAUCUGAUAAAAUCUAGAUCUCUAAUAUUUUUAAGCCUAAGCCCCUGGACACUGCAGCUCUUUUCAGUUUUUGCUUAUAUACAAUUCAUUCUUUGCAGCUAAUGAAGCUGAAGAAGCCUAAGAAUAAAGUUUGAGACAAAGAUAAAUAAAAUUCUUUGCCUAGUAUAUGGUUUUAUUUUUUAUUUCAUUGAUACCAAUUUGUACACAGAAGGCAAAAUUGUUUAUAGAAAGCUAAUCAUGCCAUGUAAUAUGACUGAUAAUCAUGAAUGGAAUCUGAUUAAAGAUUUAAAAUGACAGUAUAA
This is a messenger RNA of Capra hircus (goat), 1581 nucleotides long. RefSeq names its product basic transcription factor 3 (gene BTF3). The record is from RefSeq and is a predicted model, not a curated record. The transcript has 6 exons. NCBI's taxonomy places the organism in Eukaryota, Metazoa, Chordata, Mammalia, Artiodactyla, Bovidae. The coding region runs from base 568 to 1188 and encodes 206 amino acids. Gene Ontology annotation, cellular component: nascent polypeptide-associated complex; cytosol.